AUGGCCAUGUUUCUAAAGAUAUACAGCUUGGUCACCAUAGGCAAAUGCAGAUCGGCAAGGGACAUGUCGGGAAAGACAGUAAUUAUCACCGGAGCCAACGCUGGAAUCGGCAAGGAGACUGCCCGUGAGCUGUGCCGGCGCAAGGCUCGCGUUAUCCUGGCCUGCAGAGACGUCAACAAGGCUCGUGCAACUGCAGAGGAGAUCGGGCGUGACACCGGCGUGCGACCCUUGUGUAUGCGCCUGGACCUCUGCUCCUUCGCCUCCAUCAGGCAGUUCGCGUCUCAGGUGGUCGCCCAGGAGGAGCGACUCGACGUGCUUAUCAACAACGCUGGCAUUUUGCCUCCGCCAACAAAAACAGAGACAGAGGAUGGAUUCGAGACGACAUUCCAAGCGAACUACUUGGGUCAUUUCUUGCUGACCAACCUGCUUCUGGGGCUUCUUAAGAAGAGCUCGCCAAGCCGAAUUAUAAAUGUGGGCUCCAUUGCUCACUGGUUUGCGACGUUCGACGCUGACGUGGGCUUCCAACGAUACCGUCGAAUCCAGGUGUACCCGAAGGCAAAGCUCUACGUGGCCCUUUUCACGAUGGAGCUGGCACGAAAACUGGCUAACACGGAAUAA
Molecule: messenger RNA, 618 nt
Organism: Rhipicephalus microplus (southern cattle tick)
Lineage: Eukaryota; Metazoa; Arthropoda; Arachnida; Ixodida; Ixodidae
Product: retinol dehydrogenase 13
Source: RefSeq, a predicted model, not a curated record